AAAAGGCUAUUUAAAAUAUAAAUCCCUCUCAUUAAAUCAUAAAUUCAAUUUUAUUAAACACGUUUUAGAUUCAGUUUCACCCUUCACACCCAGACCUGCGUUUCCUCAUUCCAAAUCAGGAGAUCCCUGCUGGCAGCGUGAAGUAGGCCAAACUUCAGAUGUCUGCUCCUUCGGAUACCCAGAAACUAAAUCCACUGCCACCAGUUACCUAACGGUCAAAACAGAGCCAACCUCAGUGUCAUUUGGUCAUUUUAAUAUCGACUCCAUGGGAAGAAGAAAGACUUUGUUUAAAGAAAAACCAGAAGGACUUCAGAGGCGACACAGCAGCAGGAGAAAGUUCCUCUGAUCAGUCAAAACGUUUUGACCUUCAUACCAAACUCACCUGGUUCCUCCAUCCUCUCUGGAAAACAUGAAGGCCGAAUAAAAGCUGCUACCGUCUGAAAUACCUGAGUCUACAUGGAGGUUGGGAUGAACUUUAAGGGGCAAACAAAAAGAUUCUGACCGCUGACUGGUCCGGCCUGAAACCGACCGAACCUCCCGAUGGGCUGGCCAACCCGCCCUGUUCCUGGACCGACUUUUUAAAUGUCCAUUUAGGAUGUUUAGAAAGUUUUUAUCUGCAUCAGCUCCAUUUGUACCAUUAUUGAUCUACAGUCAUAUUAUUCCAAAUGUAUUCGUGUUAGAACGGCUUAGUCAAAGUCCAGAGCCUAAAUCUGUCUGUUAUGUUUAAACUGUAACAUCGCGUUGGGAAAAACAGAAGAUCCCCCGUUAGUGGUCAUAAUGUUAUGCCAGGUUGCCGUAAGUAGAGUCAAGUUUCCAGCAUUUCAGCUAAAAUCCCGAGGAAAUCCGUGGGAACGGAUCCAGAAUGUAGGCUGGCUGCCUGAUCCAAAAGUGACCCAGAUACGGAAGGAGGCGCGAAGCGGCGGAGAGGAGGAAGGAGGCGCGCGGAGCGGAGAGAAGAGGAGAGUUAGCAGACAAAAGGAUGAGCUGAGGCGCGUGGGAUGACACCGUGGGUUAGCAGGAGGAGAGAGGGAGCGCAGACACACGGAGGGUGACGUCAAACCCGAGCGGAGCGGAGCGGAGCUGACCAGCCGCCGCUCUCUGCGCCUCUGCACGCGGCCGCCGCGGCUCUGAAACAGCGCGGAGGAGGAACCGCGGAGGUCUGACAGGGGGAGACCGGAGGAAGAGGAGGAGGAGGAAGAUCAGCCUCGGCUCGCGCUGCACGGGGACGCGUUAUUUAUUUACUGGGUUGGAGCGUGGCGGUUCGCCUCGCGCUGCCAGACAGGUGUUACCAGCGCGCGGGAUGGAGCUUUGAUCCACGCAGGAUCCUGAAGGUGGAGGCUCGCGCGCAGCAACAAGUUUGAGGUUCUGAAUUUCCUCUGGAUCCAUAAAUCGGAUUUUGUGGAGUUCUUGUUCUGCUUUCCUUUUUUCCUCCAUGCCUGGUGAUUCUUUUGGGAAUCUUUAAAGGAAAACUGGGAAUUCCUGCACCGUGUUGAUCCCGCUCUGGUUCUGGUUCCGGUUCGGUUGGACCCGGAUCCUCCGACCCGCUUCCAAACAGAGUCUCUUUCUGUUCCACGGUCCCGGCUCUGCGUGGCGCCGCGACCCCCUGAUGGUGCCCGCGGUCCGGUCACAGUGGCUCGAGCUGCGGUCGCUGCUCGGACGCGCCACGCGGUGAUUUUCCCACGCGGGGAUCAUGAUGGCUGGUCCGGUAGAGGCAGGAUCGGUUCGAAAGGCUCUGUAAGGGAUCCGCUGUCUUGACAAUGACCUCCAGCCGCGCUUUGCCCCGCGCCGUUCCCACCCCAACCCGAAAGAAAAGCACGCGCCCUCGGUUCGAUGCGCACGAGAAGACGUCGUGUCCCCAGAACCGCUGAUCCGACUGAGAGUCCGUAGGAGCAGGAGGAGCAGGAGGAGAGGAGACACUGAGACAGACGAUCGGAGCUCGGAGGCGGUGAUGGAGCUGUCGGAGGUGCGCUGCUCCAGCGCGAGCGAGGAGCUGUACACCAUCAACAAGACGCCGAGCAGCAGCGGCAACAGCAGCGGCAGCGGCGGCGGCGGCAGCGCGCGGCCCAAGCGGCUGCUGUGGCAGAACGCGGUGCGGCACAUCACCGAGCAGCGCUUCAUCCACGAGCAGGGCGGCGGCGGCGGCGGGGGGGCGAAAGACGACCCCUUCGACCCGAUCCAGGGCGCGCGGAAGCAGUCCGCGGGCCGGACCUCGGUGGGGGACCGGCACAACAACGGCGGGACCAAAGUGUUCCCCGAGCGCGCGAGCAGCGACCUGGGCUUCCUGCAGAUCGACUGCGCGCCCAGCAACUCGGACUUCUUCCUGAACUGGGGCUACACGUACCGGGGCGUGAUUUUCCCCACGCUGCGGAACGCCUUCAAGUCGCGCGACCUGGAGCGGCUCUACCAGCGCUACUUCCUGGGCCAGCGGCGAAAGUCCGUGGUGGUGAUGAACAUCCUGGACGUGGUGACCAAGCUCACCCUGCUGGUGCUGCACCUCACCCUGGCCUCCACCCCCAUGGACCCCAUCAAGGGCACGCUGCUGGGCUUCUUCACCGGCAUAGAGGUGGUCAUUUGUGCCUUAGUGGUGGUGCGGAAGGACACCACCUCGCACAGCUACCUGCAGUACAGCGGCGUGGUCACCUGGGUGGCCAUGGCCACGCAGAUCCUGGCGGCCGGCCUGGGCUACGGGCUGCUGGGGGACGGCGUGGGCUACGUCCUGUUCACGCUGUUCGCCACCUACAGUAUGCUGCCGCUGCCGCUCACCUGGGCCAUCCUGGCCGGCCUCUUCACCUCCGGGCUGCACAUCCUGGUCCAGCUGCUCAUCUCGGAGAGCGCGCGCUUCUUCACCAACCAGGUGGCGGCGCAGGCCGUGCUCUUCAUGUGCAUGAACACCGCUGGGAUCUUCAUCAGCUACCUGUCCGACCGGGCCCAGCGCCAGGCCUUCCUCGAGACGCGGCGCUGCAUCGAAGCUCGUCUCAGACUCGAGACUGAGAACCAGAGACAGGAACGUCUGGUGUUGUCCGUGCUGCCACGUUUUGUAGUUUUGGAAAUGAUCAACGACAUGACAAAUGUAGAGGACGAACACCUGCAGCAUCAGUUCCACAGGAUUUACAUCCACCGCUACGAGAAUGUCAGCAUUCUUUUCGCAGACGUUAAAGGAUUCACGAACCUCUCCACCACGCUGUCCGCCCAGGAGCUGGUACGAAUGUUGAAUGAACUCUUUGCACGUUUCGACCGUCUGGCUCACGAGCAUCACUGUCUGCGAAUCAAGAUCCUGGGAGACUGUUACUACUGCGUGUCUGGUCUACCUGAGCCCAGACCGGACCACGCCCACUGCUGCGUGGAGAUGGGACUGAGCAUGCUCAAAACCAUCAGAUACGUCCGAUCUCGUACGAAACACGACAUCGACAUGCGGAUCGGGAUCCACUCCGGCUCGGUGCUGUGCGGCGUUCUGGGACUCAGGAAGUGGCAGUUUGACGUCUGGUCCUGGGACGUGGACAUCGCCAACAAGCUGGAGUCCGGAGGCAUCCCUGGACGAAUCCACAUCUCCAAAGCCGCUCUGGAUUGUCUGAACGGCGACUACGAGGUGGAGGAGGGUCACGGCAAGGACCGCAACGACUUCCUGCGGCGCCACAACAUCGAGACGUACCUGGUCAAGCAGCCGGAGGAGAGCCUGCUCACGCUGCCAGAGGACAUCAUGAAGGAGGCGGCGAGCUCGGCCGACCGCCGGGCCAGCAGCGCCACCUUCAACGAGGCGUCCUGGAGCCCCGAGCUGCCCUUCGACAACAUCGUGGGAAACCAAAACUACUCACAGAUGAGGGACGAGGUUUUCAAGUCCAACCUGGUCUGCGCCUUCAUCGUGCUCAUCUUCAUCACAGCUAUUCAAAGCCUGCUUCCCUCUGCCAGAAUGGUGACGAUGGUGAUCCAGUUCUCGGUCCUCAUCGUUCUCCACUCCUGCCUGGUUCUGGUCACGACGGCGGAGGACUACAAGUGUCUGCCUCUGGUUCUGAGGAAAGCUUGCUGCUGGAUCAACGAGACGUACGCAGCGCGAAACGUCAUCAUCUUCGUCUCCAUCCUCAUCAACUUCCUCGCUGCAAUGAUCAACAUUCUGUGGUGCGACUUUGACAAGUCCAACACCUUCAGGAACCAGACGUACAACGAGUCUGUCUCCAUCCCGGACAUCUGCUUCUACCCAGAGUACUUCGUGUUCACGGGCGUCCUGGCCAUGGUCACCUGCGCCGUGUUCCUGCGGCUCAACUCGGUGCUGAAGCUGGCCGUGCUGCUGCUGAUGAUCGCCAUCUACUCCCUGCUGACCGAAGCCUUCUACACCUCGCUGUUUGUGCGCUACGACACCGUGCACCACAACACAGAAAACUUCCUGGGAACCAAAGAGACGUCUCUGCUGCUGAUGGCCAUGUUCCUCCUCGCCGUGUUUUACCAUGGUCAGCAGCUGGAGUACACGGCCCGGCUGGACUUCCUGUGGCGCGUUCAGGCCAAGGAGGAGAUCAACGAGAUGAAGGAGCUGCGGGAACACAACGAGAACAUGCUGAGGAACAUCCUGCCCAGCCACGUGGCCCGCCACUUCCUGGAGAAGGACCGCGACAACGAGGAGCUGUACUCCCAGUCCUACGACUCGGUGGGCGUGAUGUUCGCCUCCAUCCCCGGCUUCGCCGACUUUUACUCCCAGACUGAGAUGAACAACCAGGGAGUCGAGUGUCUGCGGCUGCUCAACGAAAUCAUCGCCGACUUCGACGAGCUGCUCGGUGAAGACCGUUUCCAGGACAUCGAGAAGAUCAAGACCAUCGGCAGCACCUACAUGGCCGUCUCUGGUCUGUCGCCUGAAAAACAGCAAUGUGAAGAUAAAUGGGGUCACCUGUGUGCGCUGGCCGACUUCGCCAUCGCCCUGAACGAGAGCAUCCAGGAGAUCAACAAGCAUUCCUUCAACAACUUCGAGCUGCGGAUCGGAAUGGCCCACGGCUCGGUGGUGGCGGGCGUGAUCGGCGCCAAGAAACCGCAGUACGACAUCUGGGGGAAGACGGUGAACCUGGCCAGCCGGAUGGACAGCACCGGCGUGAGCGGCAAGAUCCAGGUUCCCGAGGAAACCUUCCUCAUCCUGAAGGAGCGAGGCUUCGCCUUCGAGUACCGCGGCGAGAUCUACGUUAAGGGCAUCAGCGAGCAGGAGGGCAAAAUCCGAACUCACUUCCUGCUGGGCCGGGUGCAGCCCAACCCGCUCAUCCUGCAGCCGCGCAAAAUCACGGGCCAGUACUCUCUGGCGGCCGUGGUGCUGGGCCUGGUGCAGUCGCUCAACCGGCAGAAGCAGAAGCAGAUUCUCAACGAGAACAACAACUCGGGCAUCAUGAAAGGCCACCACCACUACAAUCGCAGGACGUUGUUGGCGCCCGGUGGGGCCGAGGUGGGCGGCGGCCAUCACGCCGAAGCUCCGGAUAAGACGGAUCUGUCCUGAGGCGCCCGCAGAGUUUUGGCUCCACGCUGAUUCCGUACAGGCAGAACUUCUCCGAAGGCACAGAUCCCGUCUGUGGUGGAGUUAAACCUUGGUGGGUGAAGCGUCCGAUCAUCGGUCUUCAACUCGGACCGAUGUUUGGAAACAGUAAAGCGCUAAUUGUACGUUAAACUUUGGCUGAUUUAGGGCUUUUCAGAGUCAUGAGGAGAAAAGAAAGUUUCCAUCAGAGUCGAAUGAACAUGAUCAGGUAAUCUGAUCAUUUCCUUUCAUUUAAUGAUCACCAUGAGCAGAAAUGCAUCUAGAAAACAGCAACUCUGGCAGUUUGUUGAUUCUGUGAGUUGAUGUUAUGCCGGGUUGUUGAUGCCCGUCAGUCUGGGAAGAGUUAUGAUGUCUGAACUCUGAGUCUAUUGUUCUUCAGAGGCAGAACAGUUCGAGGGAAAAGCAGCAACUGGUCAAUUCCUGGUUCACACAUCCAGAUUUUAACAUUUUCAAAACCUGACAGACAAAACAUGACAGUAAAAUAUCUACUGUAUUACAGGUUUGGUCGUACAGUUCAUCCAGCAACAGACAACAUUCAGAUGGGGAAUUUCUGAAAACCUCUCCGUAUCAAACAUGGCCGACUAGGAAGAAGCAACGGCGACAGAUUAUGGAUUAUAUUUAGCAGAGAAUAAAACCUCUCUGACGUCCGCCGGACCUUCUGGUGCAUCAUGGCGGAUAUUUUGUCUUCGGCGUUUCCGUCGCCUCGCCCUCUGAUUGGCUGGCCGCCACAUUCAGCAGGCUGUGAACUCGUUUGACCUCUGGGAACGCCACGCGCUGCGAUAUCGGGCCCUGACGAUCCAACAUGUUGAAUAUCAACGAUUUUAGUUCAGAGCGGACCGGAUCAGUCUAAACACACGGCAGGAUUAUCGCUUCAUUAUGAUAAACAUUCGGUGAACUAAGUAUGAGUAAGGUUUAAAAAUAUUUAGUCUUUUGUCCUAAAGUGGCAAUAUUUGGUAAAACAUCAUCAUUUCACCACAAACGCCUCAUACCAACCGUCCAGCAGGUGGAGCUGGUGGAGGACUGCUGGUGGCCUGGUCAGCCAUUAAAUGAACUUUGACCUCCUCUACGUACCAAUGUAACAGGAGAAUUAAAGGUCAGAUCGGUUUGACCCAAACUGGGUCAUCAGCAGGGAAAUGAGCCGACUGUUCACAGCAAGAUCACUAAAAAAGAAACUUAUCAAUCUGCCGUGAUGGCCUAGUCAAAGUCCAGGACCUCACAAAACAAAUGUGUGCAUGAGCUGCAGCUGCUGCAGUCAGACAGUUAAAGUCCUCUGAAGGUUGUUGCUGCUGAAGUCGGUUCUGUAACUUGUUCUUUUUUACAACAAACUGUUGGAGAUUUUCUUUCUCCUCACGACUUUAUUUCAUGUUUUCAGUUGAAAAUGAAUGUAAAUCAUGUUUAGUUUUAUUAAAGUAUUUCUGAUGCAAACGGCGGUUUGAACAUCCAGGAGAAGAGACUUUUAUUUUGAAGUUUUUAUCAUGAAUGUCUAAAACUGAACGUUCCUCCGCCGUGUUCACGUUCUCUACAAGCUCCGCCCACUUCGGUUUAAUCCAGCCAAUGAGGUUUGAUCUUCGUCCUGAGCAGCUCUGCUUUCUGUGAAUGUUUGUAGAACUGAAACUCAACGGAUGUGUUACUGGGAGGACUGGGAGGACUGGACGUGGCGCCGCGCCUCCGUCCUCCAGGCUGAUUAUCCGGGACUCUCCCCAACGUUCCUGCUGUCCUUCCCAUUUUUAUCUCACCUGCGUCGGACCCGUUCACACCUGACCCCUACCCUUUGACCUUUGCCCGGUGUGUCGAUGUUUCUUUUUUGUAUUUCUUUUAUAUAAGGAACACAAUAAAAAGGGGUCUAAUUUUUUAUAGAA
This is a messenger RNA of Xiphophorus couchianus (Monterrey platyfish), 7359 nucleotides long. RefSeq names its product adenylate cyclase 8 (brain) (gene adcy8). Gene Ontology annotation, molecular function: adenylate cyclase activity. NCBI's taxonomy places the organism in Eukaryota, Metazoa, Chordata, Actinopteri, Cyprinodontiformes, Poeciliidae. The record is from RefSeq and is a predicted model, not a curated record. Gene Ontology annotation, cellular component: plasma membrane. Bases 1949 to 5464 code for a protein of 1171 amino acids. Gene Ontology annotation, biological process: intracellular signal transduction; adenylate cyclase-activating G protein-coupled receptor signaling pathway; cAMP biosynthetic process. The transcript has 17 exons.